UCAGUGGCCAAUGUAAUGGACACGAUAAUUUUGUGAACAAAUGAUACGAAAAUGUGAUCAUAUUUUGGGGUCUCCUUUGACUAAAACACAUUCAAUGCAUUGAAAACAUGUUUUGUUUGCUUAAAGUAAUCACAACAUAACAGCAUUAAGAGUGUGUGUCUAUAUCCUGUUUCACUCAUUAUCCUAUCCUUGCCCCCCUACCCAUUCUCAAAAUAUACCCCAGUUAUCCAAUUCGGGUUUGUCACUCUCUUUGUGGCAUCAUUUCCACUUGCGCCAUUGCUCGCACUGCUCAACAACAUCAUCGAAGUGCGGGUCGACGCGUGGAAGCUCGUAACAAAGAUGAGGAGGCCUGUGGUUUCGCGAGCAAGAGGAAUUGGAGCCUGGGCCGACAUUCUGAGUAUUGUUGCCACCCUCUCUGUAAUCACAAAUGUAAGUCACCAGAUUGUCCGCUCGCUUUCUCGCUCAGUAUCCCAUCUUAUGAGAGACAUAACAUGUCAUGUUAGCCGUGUGGGUUCUUUUUAGCAUACUUCACCAUUCUGGUCAUGGCAGGUUUGAGAAGAGGUGUAGUGGGGGACCAGGAGCGGUUCGGGUAUCACUCGUCACUGAUGUUAGUCGUAGCUGGAAGUCAAUUGCAUGUGUGCUGAAUUCAAAGUGCAGUGCACGAAUCACUGCACCACCGCUCCUAUCCACUCUCUCCCAAAAUCGCAAAAGGUAAAGCCUUGCAAUUGCUUGCUCAUGUCACUGCUGGCAGAAGGGCCUCAACUAAAGGUAGCUCUAGAGAACCCCUCUACACGGUAUUUGGCCUACUCUUCCAUGAUUACCAGACAUGUUGUAAGAUGUGGAAUUACCUGCGCUAAAACAGUGAUGAACCCAUUUAUAUUGCUAAUUGGACAGAGGUGGGGGAGAUUUAAGAAAAUUAUCCAUUGCUUCAACUGUUGUGUCAGGAGACUGAACUGACGACUGCCAGAUUGCAAGUCUUUAUAUGGUAACCAUUACACUCUGGCAGCAACCCCCCAAAUUGUAUUUGUGAAAAUUAAUGUAAUUGCCAAGGUGAGAUGUUCAGAAGCCUUGGUCAAAUUAUUGCAUGCUAAGUGACCGCUAUUGCUGUGCCUCCGUAUGCUAAUUCCACGGUCAUGCAUCUUGGCGUUCACAACGGACAUCAUCCCACGCCUGGUGUAUUAUUAUGGAUACUCAGCAGAGUAUGGCACAGGUUCGCCUACAAUGCAUGGGUACACGGAGGACAGCCUUUCAAUUUUCAAGAUCAGCGACUUCAAGGAGCAAAAUCAUCCCAACAUCCUGCCAGCCUGGUUUGAUCCGGCAAUCCACACAACCUGCAGGUAUCCAGGUUAUCGCUACCCGCCGGAUCAUCCCCAAGCCUACUCCGUCACCAAGCAGUACUGGCAAGUACUGACGGCAAAGCUGGCCUUCGUCAUUGCCAUGCAGCACGUGGUGUUACUCACGAAGGCCUGCAUUGCAUACAUCAUCCCGGACACGCCAUCCCAUGUGCGCGCCUGCAUGCGCCGCGAGCGCUUCGUCGUACAGACGAUUCUGCAGCAGGCAGAGCUGGGCCAUCUCGGUAACACCCUCCUCACCGAUGCCCCCAGCUCACCGCCAUCGCCUCAAUUCCACGUUGAGGAUGAGCAGGCAGAGAUGGGCCUGCUUCACUGCUCGCUGCAUAAGCAGUCUCCUGGCGUAUCGCACCCACCCCAGCGGUGCCACAUGGAGAAUGAGCAGGCAGAGAAGACUGGUGAUGACUCACUGCUGAAGGGAACCGAGGAGGAAUCAAGCAGCGAGGAUUCGUCAACUGUCUUCUACAGUGUAUAAUUCUACUCUGACUUUUAAAGGAGGCUGCUAUCCUAACUCUGUUUGCAUAUACAGAUAGUCGAGGACUAUCUGUAUAUAUAUUUAUAAAUAGUUUAUGAUUUAACAUGUCUCAAUCAUCUCAUGUCUUUUCAUACGAAUCACGAUGUGAAUGAGGAAAACUAGAAAUUAUUGUUAUUUUGUAUAUAUUUUUAAUUUUGGUUUAACACGUAGGCUUUCGGGU
Molecule: messenger RNA, 2044 nt
Organism: Petromyzon marinus (sea lamprey)
Lineage: Eukaryota; Metazoa; Chordata; Hyperoartia; Petromyzontiformes; Petromyzontidae
Source: RefSeq, a predicted model, not a curated record